This is a messenger RNA of Dipodomys spectabilis (banner-tailed kangaroo rat), 1284 nucleotides long. It is a transcript of the gene CUNH19orf25, whose product is annotated as chromosome unknown C19orf25 homolog. The coding region runs from base 218 to 580 and encodes 120 amino acids. NCBI's taxonomy places the organism in Eukaryota, Metazoa, Chordata, Mammalia, Rodentia, Heteromyidae. The transcript is spliced from 2 exons. The record is from RefSeq and is a predicted model, not a curated record.
GCUGGGCUGGUUACUGCAGACCGGCAUCCAGGCGCGGGGAAACUGAGUCCAAGGUCGCUCCAGACCUGCAAGGCCUGGGCUUUUGUGGUCGGACAGAAGUCAGGUCACAGGCUGAGCGGGCCCAGAGGGGCACUGGCCACGGGGCCGCGGCGGCUGCGUACGAGUUUGCCAGGCGAGAGCACCCGCCCGGCCUGUACUCCCUUCUCCCUCCUCCAGGAUGGGCUCCAAAGCCAAGAAGCGUGUGGUGCUGCCCACCCGUCCGGCGCCCCCCACCAUGGAGCAGAUUCUGGAGGACGUGCGUGGGGCGCCGGCCCAGGACCCCAUCUUCACGGCUCUGGCCUCAGAAGAUGCCCCAAGACCCUGCAAGAAGACUGAGGAGCCCGAGGCCCAGCGGGAGCUUCUCUACCAGCAGAGCCGGGCUUACGUGGCCACCAAUGAGCGGCUGCGGCAGGCUGGGGACGGGCUGAGGCAGAAGUGCGAGGCGCUCUGGCAGGCCGGCCAGGAGCUGGAGCUGGACAUCAGCCAGGUGUCCCAGACGGCGCUGCCGCCACCGGGGACCCUGGCUCUCUCCUCACGCUGACCUUGCUUCCCCCUCUCCCUGGGGACCCGGGUCCCCCUGGCUUACAUUCCACGUCCAGCCAGCCCCUGGGAUCAGGGCACCCCUGCUCACUCCCAGCACUCAGGAGGCUGCAGAACACUGUGACACCUGGCUGGAGAGACGCACCCCACAGGCUCCUUGUCUCAGGACUGCAGCAGGGCCCAGCCACGGUUUCAGAAGGGGACAUGAAGGAUGGCUGCUCCAGGUUCUGUCCCCUCCGGUCUGAUCUGAGACAAGGCCACUAGAGCAGUGCCACCUCCUUCCUGUCUUCAUACUCCUGCUUAGGGCACUAAACAGUUGGCUGAAGAUAGAUAUACGUGUGACCCUCGGGAGGCCCUGGUCACUGCUCAGCUGGGCCUAACUGGAGGUCAGACCUGGCUGCCAGAGCCCAGCACCAGUGUGACUGGGGCCAGCCCAGCCUCUAAUUUAUCUCCUUCCCGAUUUGAAUGCUGCCUCUGGCCAGGCUGAUCCUCACAACAACCCUGACAUGCUGGAGUCACCAUCCUUACUGUCCCCCAAGAAACGUUCCCAGAGUCCCCGCCUGGGUUCUGAGUCCCUCGCUAGCUCUGGUGCUGUGGUGGGUGGAGGUGAAUGGAUCGGGAAAGGGGACUUUUCAUCCAAAGUAGGCAGAGACCUGUGGCCCACAGGAGGGUGGCUCUGUGUGUGUUGGGGGGAGGGGGGAGGGG